Molecule: messenger RNA, 2112 nt
Organism: Emys orbicularis (European pond turtle)
Lineage: Eukaryota; Metazoa; Chordata; Testudines; Emydidae
Gene: PPM1E
Product: protein phosphatase, Mg2+/Mn2+ dependent 1E
Exons: 7
Coding region: 1-2112 (703 amino acids)
Biological process (GO): protein dephosphorylation; negative regulation of protein kinase activity
Cellular component (GO): nucleus
Molecular function (GO): protein serine/threonine phosphatase activity; cation binding
Source: RefSeq, a predicted model, not a curated record
AUGGCCGCUGGCGGCUCUGAAGAGGAGAAGACCUACCGCCGCUUCCUGGAGCUCUUCCUGGGCGAGUUCCGAGGGCCCUUCGGGGCAGAGCCAGCCCCCUCGCCCCCCGCCGCCGGGGCAGAAGGGGAAGGGGCAGCCGCUGGGGAGGCGGAGGAGAGCGACGCCGCGGACCCCCAGCCCCCCACCCCUCCGCCGCCGCUGCCGCCGCUGCCUCGGCCGCUCUCCGAGCACAUCAUCGAGGAGGAGGUGGAGGGCGAGUGCCUGGACCUCUGCCUGCAGCAGCUCUACAAGUAUAAUUGCCCUUCAUUUUUGGCUGCUGCUUUAGCCAGAGCAACAUCAGAUGAAGUCCUUCAGAGUGAUCUUUCAGUGCACUACUUACCAAAGCAUGUGGAUAGUACAGAAGGCAUCAUACAGAUUGAGACAGUGAAGCUAGCCCGCUCAGUUUUCAGCAAACUCCACGAGAUCUGCAGCAGCUGGGUGAAAGACUUUCCACUGCAAAGGAGGCCCUACCGCUAUUAUGAGACAUCCAUCCAUGCCAUCAAAAACAUGCGCAGGAAGAUGGAAGACAAGCAUGUCUGCAUUCCUGACUUCAACAUGCUCUUCAACCUUGAGGACCAAGAGGAGCAAGCAUAUUUUGCAGUAUUUGAUGGUCAUGGAGGGGUGGAUGCUGCCAUCUAUGCCUCUAUCCAUCUCCAUGUGAAUUUGGUACACCAGGAGAUGUUUCAACAUGACCCAGCGGAGGCACUGUGUAGAGCAUUCCGGGUGACAGAUGAACGCUUUGUUCAGAAAGCAGCCAGAGAGAGCCUACGGUGUGGCACCACUGGUGUGGUAACAUUCAUCCGAGGAAAUAUGCUGCAUGUAGCUUGGCUUGGUGACUCCCAGGUGAUGCUUGUGAGACAGGGCCAAGCUGUGGAGCUAAUGAAGCCUCAUAAACCGGAUAGAGAGGAUGAGAAGAAGCGUAUUGAGGCCCUUGGAGGCUGCGUGGUCUGGUUUGGGGCCUGGAGAGUGAAUGGGAGUUUGUCCGUCUCCAGAUCUAUUGGGGAUGCUGAGCACAAGCCAUAUAUUUGUGGAGAUGCAGACUCCGCCUCCACCGUACUGGAUGGGUCUGAAGACUACCUCAUUUUAGCCUGCGAUGGCUUCUAUGACACAGUAAAUCCUGAUGAGGCAGUGAAGGUGGUGGCUGACCACCUGAAGGAGAAUAAUGGAGAUAGCAGCAUGGUGGCACACAAAUUAGUGGCAUCAGCACGGGAUGCUGGCUCCAGUGACAACAUCACUGUCAUUGUGGUAUUUCUCAGGGACAUGAAUACAGCAGUAAAUGUUAGUGAGGACUCAGACUGGACAGAGAACUCUUUUCAAGGAGGACAAGAAGAUAGUGGGGAAGAUAAAGAAAACCAUGGAGAUUGCAAACGGCCAUGGCCUCAACACCAGUGCUCAGCGCCUGCAGAUCUAGGGUAUGAUGGGCGAGUGGAUUCCUUCACUGAUAGAACUAGCUUGAGCAUAGGGUCCAAAAUUAACCUGUUUGAAGACCAACGCUAUUUAGACCUGAUGAAAACAGAAGCAAGCCAACCUCAGAAUGCCAAACAUUUGUUACCAGUUCAAGUGUUUAGUCCUGGCCUACCAAAGGGAGUCAAUAUGGUUAACGGCUCAACAGUAAAGAAUGAAUCUCCAAAAAGCACCGCAUCUUCAGUGUCUGGACUGACCGAUCCAAGGGGAUAUUCUGCUUCUCUUAGUUUGAGUUCCACAGGGCAGCAGAUUUACAGAAUGGAGGGUUUAUCUCCACACUUUUCUGGAUUGGAAAAGGAACAAUUCAGAUCCUUGGGGAAAAGAGUCUCUGCUUUCUCUCAUUUCCACUUCUAUAACGCAAAGAGGCGACGUGGAGCCAGGCUCAAACCAAAGGUUCACACAUAUCUCUUUGCUCACAAACCUUCCCAUAUGGAAGGAUUAGGUCCAUCCUUACCUGUCCGAAGUGGCAGUAAAAUUAGGAUGUUGGUAAGAAGUUCUCUGUGGUGGAGGAUGAAUAGUCACAAAGUUUAUGGUGAGAAUAUGCUCUUGAGUCGAAGACAGAGUAAUUGUACACCAGAUCCAUACCUUUAUCAGAGCUGCAAAAUAUAA